Molecule: messenger RNA, 2348 nt
Organism: Chrysemys picta bellii (western painted turtle)
Lineage: Eukaryota; Metazoa; Chordata; Testudines; Emydidae
Source: RefSeq, a predicted model, not a curated record
CCGACACGCCAGCUCUGCUUCCACGAACCUGAAAGACGUCCUGGCCAACUUGGUUCCCAAGGAGCAGUCGAGAAUCAAGAGCUUCAGGCAGCAAUAUGGCAACACGGUCAUCGGGCAAGUCACUGUGGAGAUGGUGUACGGCGGGAUGAGAGGCAUGAAGGGGUUAAUAUACGAGACCUCUGUCCUGGACCCCGAUGAGGGCAUCCGCUUCCGCGGGUACAGCAUCCCCGAGUGCCAGAAGCUGCUGCCCAAAGCCCCAGGAGGGGAGGAGCCCCUGCCCGAGGGCCUGUUCUGGCUGCUUCUGACCGGAGACAUCCCCACUCAGGAACAGGUGAGCUGGGUCUCCCAAGAGUGGGCCAAGAGGGCGGCUCUGCCCUCCCACGUGGUGACCAUGCUGGACAACUUCCCCACCAACCUGCACCCCAUGUCCCAGCUCAGCGCCGCCAUCACCGCCCUCAACAGCGAGAGCAGCUUCGCCCGGGCCUAUUCCGAGGGCAUCAGCCGGGCCAAGUACUGGGAGUUCAUCUANGAGGACUCCAUGGACCUGAUCGCCAAGCUGCCUUGCAUCGCCGCCAAGAUCUACCGCAACCUGUACCGCGAGGGCAGCAGCAUCGGGGCCAUCGACCCCAGCCUGGACUGGUCCCAUAACUUCACCAACAUGCUGGGCUACAGCGACCCCCAGUUCAUCGAGCUCAUGCGGCUCUACCUCACCAUCCACAGUGAUCACGAGGGCGGGAACGUCAGCGCCCACACCAGCCACCUGGUGGGCAGCGCCCUCUCCGACCCGUACCUCGCCUUCGCCGCGGCCAUGAACGGCCUGGCCGGGCCGCUGCACGGCCUCGCCAAUCAGGAGGUGCUGGUGUGGCUGACAAACCUGCAGAAGGAACUGGGCCAGGACGUGCCUGAUGAGAAGCUGCGAGAUUUCAUCUGGAACACGCUGAACUCCGGCCGGGUGGUCCCCGGCUACGGCCACGCCGUGCUGAGGAAGACGGACCCCCGCUACACCUGCCAGCGGGAGUUCGCCCUCAAGCACCUCCCCAAGGACCCCAUGUUCAAACUGGUGGCGCAGCUCUACAAGAUCGUCCCCAACGUGCUCCUGGAGCAGGGCAAGGCCAAGAACCCCUGGCCCAACGUGGACGCGCACAGCGGGGUGCUGCUGCAGUAUUACGGCAUGAAGGAGAUGAAUUACUACACGGUGCUGUUCGGCGUCUCGCGGGCCCUGGGCGUCCUGGCCCAACUCAUCUGGAGCCGGGCGCUCGGCUUCCCGCUGGAGAGACCCAAGUCCAUGAGCACGGACGGCCUCAUGCAGCUCGUGGGCUUCAAAUCGGGUUAAAGGAAGGGAGGGGAGUGGGGGGGGAGCCCGUGCUUGCCAGCUGUCCAGGGGCUGUUUAAAGAGACAGUACACCUUUUCCCUUCCAAGGGCCUCGGCCAGACGCUAGAAUUAAACCUUUCUCUGAGGCACUGACCAUAAGUUUCAGGUUAUUUAUGGUGUAAAUUAAGAUUAAAACAAUCAGCCCCCUUUCUAUCGCCCCCAAUCCGCCCGCCGCCAUUAGCGGCACCUCUGUUAAACUCCUGAGCCAACCAGAGCCCAGCCUACCCCCCCCCCCCGCACGGCUUUCUAGGCCAGCCCGCCCUAGCCCCCCGGCCAGGAGAAGAGGGUCCUUUCUCAAUCAUGUACCGUGCUGAGUGCUGCCUUGUCCAUGUCCCAGCCCCAUAGCCAGACACGCUCCUAGGCCCAGAUCAAACCUGCUCGCUUAGCCCUGAGAGGGGGGUUGGCGUGUGAACGCUUGAAUCGCUUCCUUUGCCUUGGUCCUCCUCUCCUGCCACCUUGAGUCGGGGGCCAGGGCAUCUCUGGGCUUUUCCUCGUCCCAGGGCAGGGCCUGGGGCACCCUCCCUGUACACCGGGCCAUGGACCCUUUCUCAUCCCACCCCCCUAGGACUUCCCUGGCUCGCUGCUGCAGGGGCCAGGCCUUCCCCUAAGCCCCACUGCUGCCUGGGGGGGAGGGGAAAGAUCUGCGCUUAGGCUUUCCCUCGGCGUGGCGGUGGGGCCAGAGCUGUGGGGGGCAGCCCGGCCGCGCGAGGACGUGAUUUCCUAGGCACUAGCUGUGGGGCCGUGCGCCUAGCCACCUUUCUGAGCAGAUGCAGUGCAAAAGUGACCCUGGCUCCUGCCCUGUCUCCCGAGGAAGGACGCGAUACACUCCUCCCCCGCCCCGGUUCUGUGUGUGUUUGUGUGAAUGCCCCGUGUCCCCUAACCACCCCCGGGGCGCUGGGUGGGCUCCGGCCACGGCCUGGCGCAGCCUGUGGGGGGCUCUGUACAAAAUGCAAAAUAAAUGUUUUUAUUAACAAAA